Pelodiscus sinensis (Chinese soft-shelled turtle) is the source of this 1664-nucleotide messenger RNA. NCBI's taxonomy places the organism in Eukaryota, Metazoa, Chordata, Testudines, Trionychidae. The record is from RefSeq and is a predicted model, not a curated record.
CAGAGUACCCUGCUCCUGCUCCCACCACCCAGAAACCCCGUCUCUGCCAGUGGCACCCCUCCUCCACAUUCCCAGGUCCAGGGGCAUUGCUCUGUUCCUGUCAAACAGCCUGUGGAAAGCCAAGGCUGACUUUUGCCAAGCGCUCGGGCCCUGGGGGGUCUGUGGGGUGCAGCAUCGAGGAAGGGGGGGGGUGUCCCAGCACUUCACAGCUCUGCCCCUCUGUCUCCCGCAGGCAGCGCAUCGCCGGCAACAUGGACCCGGCGUGCGGGGCCAUCGUGCACGUAGACUUCCCUGAGAUCACCAGCGCCCUGCUGGAGAACCUGAACCAGCAGCGGGUGGAGGGCAAGCUCUGUGACAUCUCCAUCCACGUGCAGGGCCGGGUCUUCCGGGCCCACCGGGCCGUGCUGGCCGCCUCCUCGCCCUACUUCCACGACCAGGUGCUGCUCAAGAACAUGACGUCCAUCGUGCUGCCCAAUGUCAUGGACCCGGGUGCCUUCGAGACCGUGCUGGGCUCUGCCUACACCGGCAAGCUCAGCAUGGCCUCGGACGAGAUCGUCAACUUCCUCACCGUGGGCAGCGUGCUGCAGAUGUGGCACAUCGUGGACAAGUGCACGGAGCUGCUCAAGGAGGGGCGGGGCGCCGCCGGCCCCUCGCCCUCCUCCUCCUUCCGCGCCCACUCCAGUCGCACAAGCGAGAACCAGUCCCCCAGCAGCAGCAACUACUUCAGCCCCCGGGAGACGGGCGAGGGGCCAGAGCAUGGGGCAGCAAAGUACCCUCUGCGGGGGGCGGCGGGCGGCGUGGAACGGGACGGAUCGGAGGGACCAGACGAGGAGGUGAUCUUCCAGGCCGAGAAGGGCCCUGCCCGCGGCCCUGAGCCCUUCUCUGGGGGCAGCCGGUUCCUCCUGGAGACAGACGAUGACGUGAGCGACAGCGGCGGGGGGGGGGGGGGGGCAUGGGUGUACAUCAAGAAGGAGCGGCCGCAGGAGGACCUGGUACUGACCUGCGAGGAGGACGAGGACACGGUGGAGGUGGGGCCCGCCCCUGGUGAGCCCCCCCUGAGCAUCAGUGACGUGCGCACGCUGACCCAGCCUUCCGGGGCCAAGCUGGAGGAGCAGGUCAACUUCUGUGAGUCCUCGGAGGACUUCCCCUCGGCCUACGAGGGCCUGGAGGAGGGGCCGGGGGCCGGCAGCAGCUUCGCCCAGCGCUCCCUCAUGCCCAUGGACAUGCAGGGCAACCAGAUCCUGGUCUUCCCCCCGCAGGCGCCUGUGGAGCAUGGGGCCGUGCAGCUGGCAGCUGGCUCGGGUGACGGCAACAAGAUCUUCAUGUGCCACUGCGGCAAGGCCUUCUCCCACAAGAGCAUGCGGGACCGGCACGUCAACAUGCACCUCAACCUGCGCCCCUUCGACUGCCCCGUCUGCAACAAGAAGUUCAAGAUGAAGCACCACCUGACGGAGCACAUGAAGACCCACACUGGUCUCAAGCCCUACGAGUGCGAUGUCUGCGCCAAGAAGUUCAUGUGGCGCGACAGCUUCAUGCGCAAGGAGCAGCAGGCCGACCUGUGGGUCGGUGAGUCUGUGUCCCUGUCUAUCCAGCCGUCUGUGAUUUACUUGCGUUUUCUCGUCUGUGUAAUGGAAUCUGCCACCCACUCCUCUGUCCCUUCUUGA